This is a messenger RNA of Angiostrongylus costaricensis, 555 nucleotides long. Lineage: Eukaryota; Metazoa; Nematoda; Chromadorea; Rhabditida; Metastrongylidae. The record is from the annotation of a GenBank genome assembly.
AUGACGUCAGGCGGUGAGACGACCGGUGAGAGGCCAGAAGAUCACGGGUUACGCAGUACGUCAUUGGAAACGGAUCUGCCGAACAAACGCACGACACGUCAUGGAGAUUGUUUCUUACUAUGCACGUAUAAUGCCAGAACACUCUCCCCAGACGCCGAUCUUCACGCCCUUCUUGUAGGCGCAGAUCGCCUUAUAUUCCAUGUGAUCGCAUUACAAGAAACAAAAAUUAAGAAAACCAACAUACGCCAACUAAACAACGGGACCCUUGUGAUCCGUGGAGAAAAGGUCCCGUCACGAAAUGUCGGUGGCGUAGGUUUUGUCAUCCACCCGUCCAUUGUCCAUCUCAUCGAUUCAUACGUGACCCUUUCCCCUCGCAUAGCCGUCCUUCGUCUACAACUAUCGCAUCAUAAGAAGAUCACUAUCAUCAACUGCUACUCACCGACCGACACAGCUGAUAAGUACGAAUUAAAUGCGUUCUACUACCAGUUGGAGGAAGUCGUCCGCAAUAAAAAGCAUAUUAUGAAUUUGUUGUCGGACACUUCAAUGCCAGAAUAG